AUGUCCUGCUAUCCACAUACCCGCCUCUUCCAGACCCAGAAACACGCGAUCGCGAUCACAGGGCCCCAUAGCACGGUCCUCAAUGCAGUAACAGGAUCCACCCUCCACUCAACCGCGAGCGCUGAUCAUCCGGAGCGCGAGGGCGCUGAAAAGUCGGGACCGGUCAGAUGCGCUGCGCUCGACACGUCGGGCGCGCAUCUCGUGACCGCGUGCGAUGAUAAAAAGCUGAAAGUGUGGGCGGUGGAUGGGCUGAGGCUGCUCAGCUCGAGGGAGCUCCCGAAGAAAGCGACCGACCUCGCGUUCGUGCAGAACGGCGAUAUCCUCGUCGCGGACAAGUUCGGCGACGUCUUCCGCUAUCCUCUCCAGCACACCCCUCCUCCCCCUCCUCUUCCCGGCAACCCAGAGCCGAAACAAGAAGAAGAGGGCCACGCAAAAGACGUGCUCGCGUCGCACGAGAACCCGUCGGGCGGCGAGCUGGUGCUCGGGCACGCGUCCGUGCUCACGCGCGUGCUGCUCGCGCCGCACGGGGACUAUGUGCUCACCGCGGACCGGGACGAGCAUAUCCGCGUGAGCUGGUACCCCGAGGGAUACACGAUCGAGAGCUACUGUCUCGGGCACACAAAGUACGUAUCCGCGAUCCACAUCCCCUCCUUCGCGCCUUCCUUGCUCCUCUCCGGGGGCGGCGACCCCAUGCUCAAAGUGUGGGACUGGCUCUCUGGCGCACACGUCCGCGACAUUCCCAUCCUCGACGCCGUGCUCCCGUUCAUCGUCGUACGCCCGCCUCCGCGGGUGCGCGGGGGCGAUGGAGAGGCCAAACAGGGCAAGCGAGGCAAGCAGCGGAACAGGAAGGGAAAGCAGAAGGCGGGGGAGCAGGAGCACGCGAGCGAGACCGCGACGCCUGAGCCUGCGCAGUCGGUAGGGGCCCAGGAGAAGGAGGACGAGCCGGUGCUUGUUGUGCGCAAUAUCAGCUCUUUUGAGAGCGAGGGAGGUCGGUUUGUUGUUUUCAAUGUGGUCGGUGCGACGGCGCUAUUUGUGCUGCCUUGGACGGAGGGAGAUGCUGCGCGCUCUAUCGCGUACUUUGAUUUCAAGAAACCUGUGAUAGAUUUCUCUGUGUCACACGAUCAAAAACUUUGGGUUCUCUUGGACGUAAAUUGGACACCCAAAGAUUCGACGGAAGCUCUCAACACCGAUACGCGCUUCGUGCGUGUUCUUUCUCUGUCAAAAGGAACCCUCGUCGAGGAUUCGUCGACGCCAUUACUCGAAGCGCUCAAUACUCAAGUAACCGUCCCGGCCACACCGGACGCGCUGAAAGCACUCGACCUGUACUCGGACCUUGCAUCGCUGCCGAAGAAUGUGUCUGGCGAAGACAACGAGGGCGAUGCGCCGACGAAACGCGAGCUUGGCCGGCAGAAGCACAAGGAUGCGCUGGCGAAGAAGCUUACGGGAGGUCACGGGCAGGAGGAAGAGGAAGAGGAGGGCGGUGAAGAUGGUAGUGAAGCGGGAGAUGGUGAGGGAAAACGUAAAAUCGAGGGUGCUGCGAGUGGGAGGGAGGCCAAGAAGGCGAAGGUGGUUGAGGGCGAAGAUGUCGAUAUGGCAGAGGAUUCGUGAGGGCGCGGCUGAGCAAGUCCAUCGUGUCAUAUGGUUGUGUCGUCUUCGGACUUGGUUUUUAACCUUCAAU
Messenger RNA from Coniophora puteana RWD-64-598 SS2, 1678 nucleotides. Its product is annotated as WD40 repeat-like protein. Lineage: Eukaryota; Fungi; Basidiomycota; Agaricomycetes; Boletales; Coniophoraceae. Gene Ontology annotation, cellular component: cytosol; tRNA methyltransferase complex; nucleus. Gene Ontology annotation, biological process: RNA (guanine-N7)-methylation. Gene Ontology annotation, molecular function: protein binding; tRNA (guanine(46)-N7)-methyltransferase activity. The record is from RefSeq and is a predicted model, not a curated record. The coding region runs from base 1 to 1608 and encodes 535 amino acids. The transcript has 7 exons.